Silurus meridionalis is the source of this 2774-nucleotide messenger RNA. RefSeq names its product MDM2 binding protein. NCBI's taxonomy places the organism in Eukaryota, Metazoa, Chordata, Actinopteri, Siluriformes, Siluridae. Gene Ontology annotation, biological process: regulation of protein ubiquitination; traversing start control point of mitotic cell cycle; protein localization to kinetochore. The record is from RefSeq and is a predicted model, not a curated record. Gene Ontology annotation, cellular component: kinetochore. The transcript has 22 exons. The coding region runs from base 98 to 2665 and encodes 855 amino acids.
CAGGGCUGUGGUAAAACGCGGGGAAAUUUGGUUCUGACUGGUUCGGUUGGAUCGAAAUGUAGUGGAUGUGUUUGUAUGCAUUUCAGGAGACAGAGUUAUGGACAGAUACGUACUUAUCGUGGUGGUUGAUCUGGAAGUGAAAAAAGAGAGAUCGUUUAAUGGGCUCCAAGCUGCAAAAAAGGUUUAUAACAAGCUCCAAGAUCUUUGCAGGACUCCGAGCACAUCACGGCUUUCUCCCUUUCCUGCUUGCUCUCUGAGUGGAUCUCCAGCCUCCCCGAAAUGGUUCUUCGCUAUUCAAGCCACCCACGGCUCAACACAGUUCUGUAGCUCCGAGUGGGAUGAGGUGUGUGUGCAGCCAGGUGAUGAUGAUGAGCGUGUGCUUUCUCCUGUGGACAGCUGUGCCAGCGCCCUGCAAGAGCAAGAGGAGCAGAGCCAGCUUGAUGAGAUCCCCUCACACAUGGAGCUUUUCGAGGAAGCAGCUGAGACUCUUCAUCAGUUAGCAGACAAACUUCCUCCUCCAGGAAGGUUCCUGUUGGAUGUGAUUCUGCUGUGUGAGGGUGAAGUAGGAAUGAAGGACCUGCUGCCGGCGAUCGGCUCCCUGAAGCACAUGCAGGCUUGGCACUCCGCACAGAUGACGGUCAUCAUGGAGCACAGUGCAGGAUGGCAAACAGCAGCCUCGUACCUGUCGGGCCGAGCGCGUUCUCUCUCUGAUGUAGAGAGCUGCAUCGAUGCCGGUGAGCUUUGGAGAGGGGGGCUGCUGAUCCGAGAGAAGAAGCUGGUCUCUGAGCUGCUGUUUGAGGGUUUCAGUUUGAAGCGUCAGAGCAGUGGUGGCUGGAGCCGAAUGAUCUGCCCACACUCGGACCCCUGCUGCUUCACUGACCACAUGAUUCAGCCUGAGGUGUUUCAGUAUUACCAACCAGUGCUGGAGCUGAUCCAGUUAGUACGAGUGGCAGAUCUUCCUGUGAUCUUUCUUUCCUCCACUGAAUUUGAGCUUGCGUUGUCCAGCAUAUCCGCCAAAGCCAAGCUUUUGUUUGAGCAGCUCCGAGCUCUACGCGGAGAGGUCGGGGCUCUGUUCUCUCUUUCCUGUGUGGUGAGCGUUGAAGCCUUUCCUCCAGCUUCUCAGCUCAGUGCCUCCAAAUGGAGGGAUUUUGUGGCCAAAUGCCCAAAAACCCUUUCUGCUCCUGAUGUCAAGGUGAAAGGAGAGAAAGGCCACUAUCUUCUCUUGGUUCAGGGCUCUGAGACAGGCGGCUGCAAAGCACGAUUGAUACACUCCGCCAGUCAGAUUAAUGGCGCAGUUACACUGAAAAGGAUCAGCAGACUUGUACAGGAUAAAGGUUCAUUAUCCUCAGGCACCGAGAUUGCUGAUUGGCUACAGUCUUUGCCCCGUCUCUGUGGAGAUGACCUCUUGCGGCGGGAGAGGAGGCUGGCCAAGGUCCAGCAUCAGGUCGUCCAGGAAUGUGCCCGAAGAAGAGAGGAGGCACAGAAGCCUGCAGCUGUGCCGCUAAAUGACCUGAGGGUUCUGCUGCGUCUGGCCAGAGAACAAUAUCUGAAGAUGCAGCCCAGAGUUUUAUGUGCGCCAGGAGAGAAGGAGAACCACGCUUCAGUUAUAGGAGCAGACAAUAAGCACAGCGCACACUCGGAACCGCCAGAGAGAAGUGUUCUUCGAAACUAUGAAAACGCACAGAAGAUCCGGCACAAAAACAGGUCUAGUCUCUUCAGCACUGGCUCUUCAGACUGUCUCAUGGGCCCUAAAGAUGCCCAGAAGAGUGUUUCUGCUCCACUGGAUGCACGAGAGCUGCUUAAGCACUUCACUGCUGAUGGCCUACCAAGUGGAGAACUCCAACCUCUCUCUGUCCUCAGAGGGGAUGGUGCGUUCCAGCUGUCGCCUGAUCUCACUCCCAGAAAAGUGACCAGGCUCCAGUUCAGGCAAGCAGCUAACGCCCACUACCAUGGCAUAGAGUUUUGCUUGGACGAGCGAAAGGCUCUGGAGAGAGACUGUGGAUUUGCACGCCUGCAAUCGCGGCUAAUACGCUUCGAGACCCAGACUACGUGCUGUAAGGAGCCAUGCCCGGUGCUGAUGGCUUUGAGCCCCAUGCCCGCACCUACUCCCUCGCCCUCUGAACCCGCCAGCGCCCCGGACGGAGAAGCCGCACACAGCGAACAACUGCGUCUCAAACGGCGCUCCCGUGAACCAGACACACGCACACACCAGCAGAAAAGGUUGGCCAGGUCGGAGAGCAGUGAGUCUCUGGGCUCUCAGUGCAGUGGAGGUAGUGGUAGACAUCCAGCUGUGAGAGCUCUACAGCAACAUUCAGGCCGUUCUCUCUCCUCCUCCUCCUCCACCUCAACCAGACGCUCUGCUUUAGGAGCUGAAAGUUCCAAAGAGCCUCCAGCCAGCCAGAAAGCUAUCCAGGGCCAGACGGAGUCACGCUCACAAAAACACAAUCGAAUGCUAAAGGAGGUGGUUGCAAAGACACUGAAGCACUAUGGCAUCACCAGCGAGCACAAGUGCUUCAAGGCCUGUAGUCAAAGACUGUUUGAUGUAUCAAAGCUUUAUCUGAAGGACCUGAAAACAUCACGGGGUCUUCACGACGAAAUGAAAAAAGCAGCUGGUCGAAAUGCCAAGCAGGUGAUCGACUGGGUUCUGGAGAAAGACAAAAAAUGAUGUGCACAUGACUGGUGUUUACACACAAUGCGUUUACCCAAACUGUAUAUAAAUUAUAUAUUAUAGUGUCUGAAGGAUUUGUCUCUGUAUAUUAAAGUAUUAUAUUUUA